This is a messenger RNA of Saprolegnia diclina VS20, 1405 nucleotides long. RefSeq lists its product as hypothetical. The record is from RefSeq and is a predicted model, not a curated record. The transcript has 6 exons. Bases 49 to 1338 code for a protein of 429 amino acids. Gene Ontology annotation, molecular function: tRNA dimethylallyltransferase activity. Lineage: Eukaryota; Oomycota; Saprolegniomycetes; Saprolegniales; Saprolegniaceae. Gene Ontology annotation, cellular component: mitochondrion. Gene Ontology annotation, biological process: tRNA modification.
AUGGCCUUCUGACAAUCCACGCCGAGGCGGUUGGAGGGAUAACGCAGCAUGAGCGUCAAGGAAGCAUUGAGCAAGAUCCUCGUCGUCGUCGGGACGACGGGCGCAGGCAAGACGAAGCUAUCGAUUGACCUCGCCAAGGCGCUCAAUGGCGAGAUCGUCAACUCGGACGCGAUGCAGAUGUACCGAGGUCUGGACGUGGCAACGGCCAAGGUGACACAGGAGGAGAUGGACGGCGUGCCGCACCACCUCUUGAGCUGCAUCGACCCCGUCGAAGAGUGCACGGUCAUCCAGUACAAGGCCCUCGCCAUGCGCACGAUUCAAGAUAUCAUUGCGCGCGGCAAGGUGCCGGUCAUCGUCGGCGGUACCAUGUACUACACGCAGUCGCUGCUCUGGAACGGCCAGCUCCUCGAAGACGUGCCUGGCUCCAACGGCGACGCCAGUCCUGUGCCGCUACCGUCGUCGCCCGAAGAGGUCUACCGCAAGCUCCAAGAAGUCGACCCGGUCAUGGCCAACGGUUUGCACUCAAAAGACGUUCGCCGGGUGCAGCGCAGCCUCGAGGUGUUCUACCAAACCGGCAAGCGGCACAGCGACUGGAUUGCUGAGCAAAAGGCGGAAGAAAAGCUCUUUGACGCGUGUGCCUUCUGGGUCGACUGCGACCGCCCGGUCCUGAACGCCCGUCUCGACAAGCGGGUUGACAAGAUGGUGGUCGACGGUCUCGUGCCCGAGAUCGAAGGGUUGAUGACCGAGAUCCGCGACCACGUGGCUGCGUCACCAGUUCCGAUGGGACUCAAAGGCAUCACGCAAGCGAUUGGCUUCAAGGAAUUUGAGGUGUACUUGACGGCAAAAGCCCAAGGCGUCGACGAUGAUGCGCUGCACUCGGUCCUCGCGAAUUGCAUCGACGAGCUCAAGGUUGGCACGCGCCAGUACGCCAAGCGCCAAGUGACAUGGAUCAAGAACCGGUUCGUGCCCCGGAACGUGCCGGUGUAUCGCUUCGACACGUCCGUGGUCGACGCGUGGCCAUCGGUGGUCGCAGCUCCUGCAAUCGAGAUUGCCACGUCGUUCCUUCGUGGUUUGCCCAUUAUGACGCAGGCGACGUGUCAAGAGACCGACGGCGUGAGCGAGAAGAAGGGGCCGAAAACCAAGUAUAUGUGCACAGAGUGCGGCGGGCGCGAGUUUGUCGGACAAGUGCAGUGGAACGAACACUUGCGCUCGAAAGGCCACCGCUUUCACCUCAAGCGCCUCCGCCUCCUUGCGUCCGGGCAGCUCUUUGAACGCGCCUCGAAAAAGCCCAAGCCAGUCGCCGACGAGAAAGCUACGACAAACAACGAGCUUGAAUAGAUACUACCACUGUACAACUGCUUGGUCAAGACCUCCACCACGUGCCAUGCGUGGGGUUAGGGUUCUG